AUGGCCCAGGGGAACAACUACGGCCAGACCAGCAACGGGGUGGCGGACGAAUCCCCCAACAUGCUGGUGUACCGGAAGAUGGAAGAUGUCAUAGCCCGCAUGCAAGACGAGAAAAACGGGAUUCCCAUUCGAACGGUCAAAAGCUUCCUUUCCAAGAUCCCCAGCGUCUUCUCUGGGUCAGACAUUGUUCAGUGGUUGAUAAAGAACCUGACGAUAGAAGAUCCAGUGGAGGCCCUCCAUUUGGGGACGCUGAUGGCUGCCCAUGGCUACUUCUUCCCAAUCUCAGAUCACGUCCUCACCCUCAAGGAUGACGGCACCUUUUACCGGUUUCAGACGCCCUACUUUUGGCCAUCCAAUUGCUGGGAGCCGGAAAACACGGACUACGCGGUAUACCUCUGCAAGAGGACGAUGCAGAACAAGGCCCGGCUGGAGCUCGCCGACUACGAGGCUGAGAGCCUGGCCCGGCUGCAGAGAGCCUUCGCCCGGAAGUGGGAGUUCAUCUUCAUGCAGGCGGAGGCGCAGGCAAAAGUGGACAAGAAGAGAGACAAGAUCGAGAGGAAGAUCCUCGACAGCCAAGAGAGGGCCUUCUGGGACGUGCACCGCCCCGUGCCUGGCUGUGUCAACACCACGGAGGUGGACAUCAAAAAGUCGUCCCGGAUGCGAAACCCGCACAAAACCCGCAAGUCUGUCUAUGGUUUACAGAAUGAUAUUCGAAGUCACAGUCCCACCCACACACCCACACCAGAAACGAAACCUCCCACAGAAGAUGAGCUACAGGAGCAGAUAAACUAUUGGCAAAUACAGUUAGACAGACAUCGAUUAAAAAUGUCAAAAGUCGCUGAUAGUCUGCUGAGUUACACGGAGCAGUAUUUAGACUACGACCCAUUUUUUGUGCCACCCGACCCUUCCAACCCGUGGCUGUCCGAUGAUACCACUUUCUGGGAACUUGAAGCAAGCAAAGAACCGAGCCAGCAGAGGGUCAAACGGUGGGGGUUCGGCAUGGAUGAAGCGUUGAAAGACCCCGUGGGGAGGGAGCAGUUUCUUAAGUUUCUAGAGUCAGAAUUCAGCUCCGAAAACUUAAGGUUCUGGCUGGCAGUGGAGGACUUGAAGAAGAGGCCCAUUAGGGAAGUCCCCUCGCGGGUCCAGGAGAUAUGGCAGGAGUUCCUGGCUCCGGGAGCCCCCAGCGCCAUCAACCUGGACUCGAAGAGCUACGACAAGACCACGCAGAACGUGAAGGAGCCCGGGCGGUACACGUUCGAGGACGCUCAGGAGCACAUUUACAAACUGAUGAAAAGCGAUUCAUACCCACGUUUUAUACGAUCCAGUGCCUACCAGGAGCUUCUACAGGCGAAGAAAAAGGGGAAGUCCCUCACGUCCAAGAGGUUAACGAGCCUCGUCCAGUCCAGCUGA
This is a messenger RNA of Pipistrellus nathusii (Nathusius's pipistrelle), 1410 nucleotides long. The record is from the annotation of a GenBank genome assembly. NCBI's taxonomy places the organism in Eukaryota, Metazoa, Chordata, Mammalia, Chiroptera, Vespertilionidae.